Messenger RNA from Ciona intestinalis (vase tunicate), 4213 nucleotides. NCBI's taxonomy places the organism in Eukaryota, Metazoa, Chordata, Ascidiacea, Phlebobranchia, Cionidae. The record is from RefSeq and is a predicted model, not a curated record.
UAUUUUGCAGUGUUUCAGUUUUUGUUUCGUAUAUGACGCAAAUACCGUUUGUAUUCAUUUUCGCCGGACUUCCGUUUUAGACCGUACAUGUCAGUUAUAAAACCUAAACAACGUUUUUCUCUAUAGGUUACUUUAACCGAUAGAAUUACAAGUAAAAACAACUGUACCGCUAUCUCAAAAUGGAUUGGGAAAAGGAAUUAGAAAAGUACGAGUCAUUGGGUUGUCUUCAUGAAAUAUUUCAACGGCAAGCCAGGGCGACCCCUGAUUCAGUCGCAGUUGUUGGGGAUGACGUCACACUUACGUUUCAGGAAUUAGACGAAGCAAGCAAUGUACUUGCGGACGCUCUCCAAAUCCGGGGUGUUGUUCGCGAUUCAAGUGUCGGCAUCUUUAUGGAGCGUUGUGUCGGUUAUGUAAUCUCAUAUAUAGCCAUUUUGAAAGCAGGUGGAGCGUAUAUGCCUCUUGAUUUGUCCUACCCUGAUGUUUUGUUAGAGGAUAUAUUCAGUGACGCGAAACCUGUUUGUAUUAUCACAAACCCGCAAAUGCAGAAACGAGUUUUAGAUAAAAAACAAACGGUGCUUGUUUUAAAUGAAAACUGGAAGGAGAAAUUGGAUAAAGAAAAUAGGGAUGCGGUGACGGGUGGUGCCGAUUUAACAAGACCGAAAGUUCAACUCGACGAUCUGGCUUACGUUGUUUAUUCUUCUGGCACAACAGGAAAACCCAAAGGCAUUAUGUGCCCACACAGAGGUGCAGUUUACUCUUACACCUGGCGCCACCUUAUCUGCCCAUUUGAAACCGGCGACAGAGUGGCAUGCAAUGUUUUCUUUGUUUGGGAAAUGCUAAGACCAUUAUUAAAGGGAGUACCACUGUACGUUAUACCAGAUACAGCUAUAUACGACCCUCUAUUACUUAGUGGGUUUUUAAAGAAACAUUCAAUCACCAGAAUCUUAUUUACUCCGUCUUUACUCGAGACUGUGCUCGACGCGCAGAAUCUAAACAUCAGCGACUUUUCUACGCUCAAAGUUAUUUGGUUUUGCGGGGAAGUAGUGACGUCAUCAUUGCUUGAUCGAUGUACUUCGAUUUUGCCAUGGAUUCGGUUCUACAACCUAUACAGUAUAUCUGAAUGCCAUGACGUUGCGACAUCGGAUUUGAAUCGUUUUAUCAAAAUGGAAGAUGAAAUGGAAGAAACAAAGAAGAGAAAAUUUGCUCCGGUUGGAUCAGUAUGUCCUGGCAUCCAUGUUGUCAUCUUGGAUGAUGAGGGAAACCCUCAGCCUAUUGGGAUGCAGGGAGAGAUUUUUGUCGGAGGUCCGACGUUAGCAAGGGGAUAUCUGAACAGGCCAGAAAUGAACAAGCUUCGAUUUAUUAAACGACCGAAAAAUGUUAGUCCGGCAGUUGGGGAUAUUCUGUACAGAACUGGCGAUUGGGGGUUAAUACGAUCGGACAGAAACCUUGAGAUUUGUGGAAGAUGCGACACAAUGGUAAAGAUUCGGGGUUACAGCAUCGAAGUCAAGGCUGUAGAAGUGGCCCUUAUGGGCCUUGAACAAGUGAACGCAUGUGUGGUGAUGACGAUUGGCGAAGAGGGUCAAGACAAGCAGCUGGUUGCAUAUAUAGUACCAGAAGGUGAAGUGACCAAAAAAGAAAUUCGAAAUUCUCUCAAAACCAAACUGCCUUUCUACAUGAUACCAUCGUAUUACAUAUUUCUUCAAAGCAUCCCAGUUCUGGCUGCGUCCGGUAAACUGGAUAAGAAAGCUCUUCCUGAUGUCAACUCUAGGCGACCAUCAGUGAGUUUCUUGGCGGAAGAUCAUACAGAGCCGGUCACAGAAACCGAAAAGUUUUUGGAGGAAACUUGGUGCGAAAUUCUUCAAAUGGAAGUUAUUGAUGUACAAGAAAGCUUCUUCGACCUUGGAGGACAUUCUUUGCUCGCUGCUCGCUUGCUUGGGAAAAUUCGAGAAAGGUUUGCUCAGAAAGAGAUAACGAUGAGACAUCUAUUCGCCCAUCCUACCAUUGUUGAACUUGCAAAGUUCUUGGACUGCAAUGAACCAGAAGAAGUCAAAAGUGGUGAAAUAGAUCUUCUUUCUGAAGUCCAAAGUCUAUCUACUGGGCAGGUGAACCUUGAUAUCCAAUUGCGAGCUUUUUGGAGAUCUUUAAGAUUUGGAAAUCAGUUCCGUAGAGGAAGAGUGUUGUUAACUGGUGCUACGGGUUUCUUGGGAGCUUUCUUGUUGAAAGAACUGUUGCUUCAUACCAAGGUUAAAAUUUACUGUCUUGUCCGUCGCUUACCGGAUAAAACCGGAGAGGAACGACUUAUCGAAAACCUUGAGUUUUAUGAAACAUUUUCAAAACAAAACAGUCAGGAUCGCGACUUGUUAAAGGCAUUUAAUAAACGAGUGAGCGUUCUGUUUGGAGAUGUCGCUCUGGUUCAUCUAGGAUUGUCCGAAGAAGAUUAUGCAUUUUUAACAUACGAGAUAGAUUACGUCAUCCACACGGCUGCGUAUGUCAACCUUUUAUAUCCAUAUGAAGCUUUGAAAGGAACUAAUGUGACUGGGACCAGGAAUGUGCUGCUGUUCUCACAAGGAGGAAAGAUCAAACCUCUACAUUACAUCAGUACGAACGCGGUGUUCCCAAAUAACCAGGUUAUGUGCAAGGAAGAGCCAACAACCGAAGAAGAUGGAAAGCUAUUGACGGGAGGCUACGCUCAAACUAAAUGGGUUGCUGAGAAACUGUUGUUAAAGGCGAAAGACCAAGGAUUGCCGAUUACAAUUUACCGAAUAGGAAAUAUAUCGGGAGACCGAAAGAACGCUGGUUGGAACCCGACCGACUUUAUAUUACUGGUGUUGCGAGCUUCGUUGCAGAUUUCUGCUUGGCCGGAUGUAGAUUGGCAAAUCGAAAUGACUCCUGUAGAUUUUGUCAGCUCUGCGAUAGUUCAGCUUUCACAGGAUAUACAAGCGUCUGUGAAUAAAAUAUUCCAUAUUGUGCAACCAGAAAACAUUACCGGCAGAUCAUUUUUUCACUGGCUGAAUACGGAGUAUGGUUACAAUUUAAAGUUGGUAUCAAUGGAAGAGUGGUGCAGUAAAGUGGAACUAAUUCGGGAUACGAGUACAGUCCCUGGACAUAGGGAUGUCAGAAAAAUGCUCGAAAGCGUCACUUCAACAAGGGACACCUCUCUAUUUUCUUACAAUACAACAUUCGACGUCACGAACUUCAAAGCAGCGAUUAAAGAUAAUUAUCCGAGUCUUAAUAAAGGCCUUCUUCGAUUUUACCUUUCAAAUUUAACGAAAAGAAAUGUUUUGCUAUCUCCUUGCCGGCCAUCAACAGCGAAUCAACCAUUGAGUGGGAAAGUUGCUGUUGUAACUGGUGCAUCAAGUGGUAUUGGAAGAUCGAUUGCGAUUCACCUGUCAAAUGCAGGAGCAAAAGUGUGUAUUGCUGCAAGAAAUGUUGGUAAAUUAGAAGAACUGAAGUCUGAGAUAGAAAAGAACAACGGAACAGCUGCUUUUUUCCAAUGUGAUGUCACAGUGAGAGAACAGGUUAUGCAGCUUAUUUUUUUUGCUGAGAAAAACUUAGGACCCGUUGAUAUUAUGGUAAACAAUGCUGGGGUAAUGAUGUAUUCAAAAAUGAGCAAUGUUAUGAUGGAUGAUUGGGAUAAAACUAUUGACGUUAAUUGUAAAGGUGUUACAAAUGGCAUUGGGGCUGUUAUACCCGGUAUGAUCAAACGCAAACGUGGCCAUAUUGUCAAUACAAGUUCUGAUGCUGGACUACAGGGUUUUCCUGGUUUAGCUGUGUAUUCUGGCACAAAAUUUUUCGUGGAGGGUGUUUCACAAGCACUGAGGCAUGAAAUGGUGGAACAUGGAAUAAAAGUGACGUGCAUUCAACCAGGAGAUGUGAAAACUAAUAUCUUGUCUCAUACAACUGACUUAGAGGCUCAAAAACAAUAUGAUGGAAGUAGUAAGUGCAAAAUACUCGAUCCCGAUGACAUUGGUCGUGCUGUUGCUUAUGUUGUUUCACAACCUGAUCAUGUUUCUAUAAAUCAGCUACUUAUUGAGCCUAAGGAGGCUCCUAUAUAAAACUGAAAAAAUAAGGAUUGCUUAAUUAAUUUAUUGAAUACAAUAUGCAAUUAUUUAGAACACUGUAGCAAAAAUUCUUUAUUGUGUCAGCUAUUUUAGAAAAUUUCAGAAAUCAUGUAUUGUACUGUUAGGUGAAAUAAAUAUCGUCGAAAGUGAAA